Molecule: messenger RNA, 1032 nt
Organism: Canariomyces notabilis
Lineage: Eukaryota; Fungi; Ascomycota; Sordariomycetes; Sordariales; Chaetomiaceae
Product: TLD-domain-containing protein
Exons: 2
Coding region: 1-1032 (343 amino acids)
Biological process (GO): response to oxidative stress
Cellular component (GO): nucleus
Source: RefSeq, a predicted model, not a curated record
AUGAGCUACUACGCCUCUAGCCGAAAACCCGUCCUCCGAUCGCGCCUGUCUCCCGAGCUCGAAUCAUCACCGGCAUCCUCAACCCGCGCUGUCACCCCACCGGGAGGUGCCUCCUCCGCGAGCUCAUCAACCUUCCUAACUGCAUCUGUCUCGAACCUCUGGGGCGGCCUCGUUCGCCGCUUCUCGGCCGAGCCAUCCUCAUCCACGCCCGCCCAAACGGCGCCCAGCCUGCCACACGCGAAGACGUUCCAACCAGACGGCGACUCAAACGGCGGGGUCUAUUCCCUACCACAUCACCAUAUUCUCCGUUCGCACCGCACCGCUUCCCCCAUGCGGCCCCCGCCUCUGGAACCGUUGCAGCUACUCGGCUUCUCGGACGACACCAGGGCGGACGCACGGCUUCUCACGGUGGCUAUUGCCGAGGAGAUCCGGCUUAUGGUACCCGCGCGGCUAAGCAUCGUGGACGAGUGGAGACUGGUGUACAGUCUCGAGCAGGACGGAGCCAGUCUAAGCACCCUGUACGAAAGGUGCGCGCGAUACCAGGGGAAGCGGGUUGGGUUUGUGUUGUGCGUAAAGGACUGCGAGGGAGGGAUCUUUGGCGCAUACCUAUCCGACCACCCUCACCCGGCGCCCAAGUACUUUGGGACAGGCGAGUGCUUCCUCUGGCGCGCGUCGGUCAUGGCAUCCCUGCCUCCGCCGCCGUCAGCCAUCGACGACGACAACAAUAACAACAGCAUCUCCACAACCGCGGGGAGAUCGACCACGAUUCCCGCAGCUACUGCCGAGAACAAACAGCAACAGUUCAUACGCUUCAAGGCCUUCCCCUACUCGGGCGUAAACGACUACUACAUGCUCUGCGAGUCGCACUUCCUCAGCCUCGGCGCCGGCGACGGCAAGUACGGCCUGUGGCUCGACGACGGCCUCGAAAAGGGCGUCAGCGCGACAAGCCAGACGUUUGGCAACGAGCCGCUCAGCGACGAAGGGGAAAAGUUUGGCGUGCUGGGCGUCGAGAUGUGGGUCAUUGGUGCGUAA